This is a messenger RNA of Cryptococcus deneoformans JEC21, 1353 nucleotides long. RefSeq names its product d-arabinitol 2-dehydrogenase, putative. NCBI's taxonomy places the organism in Eukaryota, Fungi, Basidiomycota, Tremellomycetes, Tremellales, Cryptococcaceae. Gene Ontology annotation, cellular component: intracellular anatomical structure. The record is from RefSeq and is a predicted model, not a curated record. Bases 95 to 1162 code for a protein of 355 amino acids. Gene Ontology annotation, molecular function: oxidoreductase activity, acting on NAD(P)H, oxygen as acceptor. The transcript has 7 exons.
GUAUAUAAGGCCGCUUCUUCCAUUCAAUUUUAUUUCCACUCCCAGCUCCUUUCACAUCCAAGUCACUUUUGUACCCUCUUCACAACUUUUAACCAUGUCCUUCAUCCGCUCUAGCCUUUUCAAGGCCACUGCCAAUCCCAUCAGGCGAUCUGCCUUUGCUACCACUCCACUUCGAGCCUUCACCAGGUCCGCUCUUGUCAGCAACAACAAGAAGGACGAUGGUUACGAGGAGCAUCGAGUCGAGAUUGAGCCCAAGAUCGCUGCUGUCGACGAGAGUUUCACGUUUGAACACCCUGAGAAAUGGGUAGACAAGCAUCCUGGUCAUGAUAUGCAGCGAGGUGAUUUUGGUCGACACACCAAGCGAACUCUUGCAUCUUUCUCUAUGGACGGCAAGGUCUGCCUUGUCACUGGUGCAGCUCGAGGUCUUGGUAACAUGAUGGCCAGGACUUUUGUUGAAUCCGGCGCGAACGCCAUUGUCCUUGUCGAUCUCAAGAAGGAGGAUGCCGAGCGUGCAGCCAAGGAGCUCGUUGACUGGUUUGUCGAGAACGGUGAAGCCGAGAAGGGUGAAAUUGAGGCUAUUGGUCUCGGUUGCGACGUUUCCGACGAGGCCUCUGUCAAGCAGGUCUUUAGCACCGUCAAGGAGAGAUUCGGCCGGCUUGACGCUGUCGUCACUGCUGCCGGUAUUGUCGAAAACUUUGUCGCUCACGAGUACCCCAUCGAUAAGAUCAAGAAGCUGUUGGACAUCAACAUUAUGGGUACUUGGUAUUGCGCACUUGAGGCUGCCAAGCUUAUGCCUGAAGGUGGUUCCAUUACCCUCGUCGCAUCUAUGAGCGGUAGCAUUGUCAACGUUCCUCAACCUCAAACCCCUUACAACUUUUCCAAGGCUGCUGUGCGACACAUGGCUCGAUCCCUCGCCGUCGAAUGGGCUCUCAAGGGUAUCCGUGUCAACGCUCUUAGUCCGGGUUACGUCCUCACCAACUUGACUAAGGUCAUUCUCGACGCCAACCCCGUUCUCCGUGACGAGUGGCUCAACCGUAUCCCCAUGGGUCGAAUGGCCGACCCUUCUGAUCUCAAGGGUGCCGUCAUUUACCUUGCUUCUGACAGCUCCAAGUACACCACUGGUGCUGAGAUCAUGAUUGACGGCGGUUACACUUGCUUGUAAGCGGUGAUCUCCAAAGAAGUGAAUGCACGUUGGGAUUUUACAGGACGAGAGAACUUCAUGGACAUUGUUGCUUGGCUCGAUAGGAGGAUGUGUAUGGUUUUAAAAGUAAUAGAAAGGGCGGUACAUAAUUGUGAAUCCGUAAAUUAGAGAAUACAUUGGAAUCGGCAGAAUGCAUACAUAGAAUAAGAUGA